AUGCUACUAGACCAGCGAAGCCGGCAGGGCUUCCCUAUCAAGCUGCUCGUCGCCUGUGCGAUUUUCAUCUCUGGACUGGAGGUCCUGAGCCAUCAUGAUUACCUGCCCAUCAUUCCCUGGGCGAGCCUGGUCAGCUCGGGCGCGUCGCUCCGGCCCGCCCGAGACCCACCUUUCACCGCCACCGGGCCGGGCGUGGAAGAUCACGCGGGCUGCGACGCAUGGCACAGAUCCAUCCUGGGACCGCUGGGAGCCUGUGACAGCAGCGUAGGACCCAAGGAGGCAGCAGAGCUGGAUCCAGAAGACAUCAUCGGCGCCCAACACCUCUUCUCUGUCUACCUCCAUGUGCCCCUUGAUCGAGACGUCCUUCAAGUGCAUCCUCUCUUCCGGAAGCACCUCAUCUCUAGGCGCACGACCACCACAUGGGGCUCCCCCACGCUGUCCAUCGCCAUGCGCUACCUGCUGUGGGAGGCGUACCGCGAUCCUCUGAACGAGAGAUUUGCCCUCGUCAGCGAGAGCGGUCUUCCCAUCUACAGCCCCGUCGUGUUCUAUCAGCAGUUAAUGGCCGAGCAGGACUCACGCGUGGAUGGAUGCAAAUCCGAGUCCAUACCAUUUGAGAGGUUUGUGCCAGCCAUGGAGUCGGCUGCCCUCAAGAGAUUCGAACGGUACUGCUUCCACGACGCCGUGGAUGACAAAGGGAAUCGUCAUUUCUGCCUGAUGGAUGAGCACUAUCUUGCGGUUCUCUUUGCCGUGCAUGGCAUUCAAGCCGCGACGAAUUGCGGAGCGCGCAGCCUGACCAAGGACGAUUGGACCAUGGGGGGGAGCCAUCCCAAGACCUUCAGGUCCCAUGACGUCAACCCAGAGCUCAUCAAGUGGGCGAGGUCGGAGGAGGGCAUAUACAUACCCAAGUACGGCGCCCUCACGCCACCCCCCUUCCACUGCAACCACACGGCUGCAAUCCUCAGUGCCAAUGCUGCGAUGGGCACCCUGGCGGGCGCCAGCGUGCGUCAGGUGUGCGACAGAAGUGGCUCUGGAGGCAUGCUGGACCCUCUGUCUUCCCGCUGCCGCCUGACGGUCAGGAAGGUGGCUGGUGAUGCUGCAUCAAAGGCCGUCGAACUCUUCAAAAGCUGCGCACCCGGCUUGGAGCUGGUGCAUCCCGACCUCUGCCAGGUCUGA
Messenger RNA from Auxenochlorella protothecoides, 1173 nucleotides. RefSeq lists its product as hypothetical. Gene Ontology annotation, molecular function: glycosyltransferase activity. Gene Ontology annotation, cellular component: membrane. Lineage: Eukaryota; Viridiplantae; Chlorophyta; Trebouxiophyceae; Chlorellales; Chlorellaceae. The coding region runs from base 1 to 1173 and encodes 390 amino acids. The record is from RefSeq and is a predicted model, not a curated record. The transcript has 8 exons.